Messenger RNA from Malania oleifera, 1761 nucleotides. RefSeq names its product galactinol synthase 2-like. The transcript has 4 exons. The record is from RefSeq and is a predicted model, not a curated record. Bases 471 to 1496 code for a protein of 341 amino acids. Gene Ontology annotation, molecular function: glycosyltransferase activity. Lineage: Eukaryota; Viridiplantae; Streptophyta; Magnoliopsida; Santalales; Ximeniaceae.
AUGCUACUUUGUUUAAUAUAUAUUAUAAGUUCAUGCUAAAGAAUUAAAAGAUAUAUAUGUUAUAACUUCAUGCUAAAGAAUUAAAAGAUAAAUCUGAGCCGUCCAUCUACUUCGGCGUAUGGCAGAAGGAUCAGCGUUCAUCAACCAGCUCGUGACGUUCUAGUGUCUUCCAUGUGGCCGAACCAUUCGAGAACCCUCAUGCAACCUCACCCCCACCGUCCGAUUAGCAUCUCUUCCACGUGUCGGCAUGUAGACCAAUCUUAUACCUUAGAUUUGAUAAAAGUAGAUUCAACAGAUCGUAAUUUCACCCUCAUUUUGACUUCAUUUCGCGCUUAUUUAAACAGCUCCACCGCCUCCGACCUUGUCCCAGAGAACCCAAAACCAGAAGCAUCGUUUCCGACCCCCUCCAAAGCUCCCUCUCUCCUUACCAAAUCAUUCUUCGCGCUUUCUGCACGCUUUCGAGGGUUCAAAUGGCUCCAGAAAUGAUUCCGACAGGUGCGAUAACCGCCGGGUUCGCGAAACCGGCGAGGGUGCCGAGCCGGGCGUACGUGACGUUCUUGGCCGGCGACGGGGACUACGUGAAAGGCGUGGUAGGGUUGGCCAAGGGGUUGAGGAAGACAAAGGCGGCGUACCCUCUGGUGGUGGCGGUGCUGCCAGACGUACCGGCGGAGCACCUCCGUUUGCUGGAGGAGCAGGGGUGCAUCGUCCGGGAGAUAGAGCCGGUGUACCCGCCGGAGAACCAGACACAGUUCGCCAUGGCGUAUUACGUCAUCAACUAUUCUAAGCUCCGUAUAUGGGAGUUCGUAGAGUACAGUAAGAUGGUGUACUUGGACGGAGACAUACAAGUAUUCGGCAACAUAGACCACCUGAUGGACUUGCCGGACGGCCACUUCUACGCCGUGAUGGACUGCUUCUGCGAGAAGACGUGGGCCCACACGCCGCAGUACAAGGUGGGGUACUGCCAGCAGUGCCCGGAAAGGGUGAGGUGGCCGGCUGAGAUGGGCCCGCCGCCGUCCCUCUACUUCAACGCCGGCAUGUUCGUGUUCGAGCCCAGCCUCUCCACCUACCACGAUCUCCUCGAGACCGUCAGGAUCACGCCCCCUACUACCUUCGCGGAGCAGGAUUUUCUUAACAUGUUCUUCAGAGACAUAUACAAGCCGCUGCCGCUUGUCUACAAUCUUGUGCUUGCGAUGUUGUGGCGGCACCCAGAAAAUGUGGAUCUUGACAAGGUGAAAGUCGCCCAUUACUGCGCUGCGGGGUCCAAACCGUGGAGGUAUAAGGGGAAGGAGCAGAACAUGCAGAGAGAGGACAUAAAGAUGCUGGUGAAGAAGUGGUGGGACAUAUACAACGACGAGUCCUUGGACUACAAGAGAUCAGGCCCGACCGCCGCAGACGGCGGGGUCCUCACGGCGGAGGCGGUGAAUCUGGAGCCAUUCAGGGCGGCCCUGUCGGAGGCCGACGCCCUUCAAUACGUGACUGCUCCCUCGGCGGCUUAGUUUAUUAAUUAAUUACUCAGAGCUGGGCGCGAGGGAGCUGCUGAAUUGGGUUCCACUUCAUUAUUGAAAAAAAAAAAAAUUACAUAUAUGAGUGGAAUUUUUUUUUUUUGGGCCGGGGGGGGGGGUGGGGGAGGUAAUCUUUUAAGGAGUGUUUAGGAUUUUUUUUUGAAGGAGAGCGUGGGGUUGUGAUUAUAUGUUAAUAUAUGCUUCUUAAGUGUAAUAUUUUUGAAUAAUUGUGGAAUGAAAUGUAGCUGUUUUUUGUUUA